Molecule: messenger RNA, 4401 nt
Organism: Hypomesus transpacificus
Lineage: Eukaryota; Metazoa; Chordata; Actinopteri; Osmeriformes; Osmeridae
Gene: gins3
Product: GINS complex subunit 3
Exons: 3
Coding region: 137-772 (211 amino acids)
Biological process (GO): mitotic DNA replication initiation
Cellular component (GO): GINS complex
Source: RefSeq, a predicted model, not a curated record
CUCGACACCACCGGAAGCAUGAUGUACUAACAAUUUCGCGCCAAACCUGCCAACAGGGAAGUAAACACAGCAGGUGUCUGGUGUUGUAAACAAAUGUCGUUCGUAGUAGUGAUUGACGUUUUAAGAUAAAAAAAUAAUGGAAACACAGUCGUAUGUGCCCAUUCCUCCAGGGGUGGGAAUGGAGGAGAACUUCUUUUCCUUGGACGACAUUUUGCUCUCUCACGAAAGACUGGCUAGCCGAACAGAGUGCUCUUUCCCCCGACUUGGAUUUUUAGAGAAGUCAAGCGAUACUCGGGACAUUCCGGAGGGAACCAAGAUGGAGCUUCCAUUGUGGCUGGCCCACGGCCUGUAUGAGAGGAAGAGGAGAGUGGUAUCUGUGGAGGUGCCCAAAGUGUACCGCGAGGCCUGGAGGACCGUGUUUAGCGCCGACCCCACAGUGGUGGACCUCUACAAGAUGGGGCCCUACUACUACGGCCUGGGCUCCCAGAUGCUGCACUUUGAAAGCCCAGAGAACACAGAGAUCGCACAGGCUGUGCUGCAGACUUUCAUUGGGCGUUUCAGGCGGACCAUGGACUCUUCCCAGAAUGCCUACAACGAGGACACAUCAUCGCUGGUGGAGCGUCUGGACUGCCUGGAGAGGGCGCUGUUCAGGGCGGGGCAGUGCGGCCUCAACGCCUUCCAAAGCUGGGAGAGGGGCCGCAGCUCACAUCUAUCGGCCUCCAGCCUGGUGCUCAACUACCGCAAGAGGAAGAUGGCAGAACUGCAGGCCUGAAGGACACACUCCCUGCCUCUUAGACCAGGGCUGUGCUUCAAUGAGCUGUACAUGCCUCUUUCCCAUCAAGCCGUCUCUGUAACGGGCUGACCCUAACGGUGCCCGGGGAAGGCCCCCAGAGAGGCCAGACACCCGGCUCCAUCACAGCCUCUAACCUUCCAAACCUGGAAAUGUUAUGUAUGCUACAUUGUUUUAUUGAAAGUGUUUUUCAUGAAAAUAAAUGUCAGAAUGGUGAAUUGUAUCCAGCCAAGAUUGCUUUUUUUUUUUUUAAAGAAGAGAGCUCUCAGAACUGAGACAUUUAUCUUCUAAAAACACUCUAAACUACUUAGCUCCAGUAUCAGAUGAACUGUUUGUUUGCUGCACUCGCCAAAUUUGGCAAGAGUGGUGAAAAAGAAGUGAGUAAACUCUUUCAUGGUGAACUGUGUGUCCACUGUACUGGGGCAGUUUGUGUGCUUGGUUAACCCUACAGAGGGAGCUCUCCACCUGAGUUCAGACGUGCUCAUCAUGAGCUGGUGGUUACAGUAUUUAGAGUUUCCAGAAUUCAUUUGGUUAGUAGGUUUUGGCCAUUUGUUGUUUUCAUUAGUUUGGGUGCUGUUAAGUCCUGAUCCCUGAUUUUCUGUUGCACUUUCCAUAUACACUAUUUCUAUGUUGCUUUCGAUAAGUGUCUGCUAAAUGAAUACAAUGUAAUGUAAGUCACACCUUAGCACUUCAUGCAAACGGAUCAUCAGUGCCAUUCAAUUCUAAACAGAUAUCUAGUCUAGGUGUAGCUGGAGAUUAGCCUGUCCUAGGUACAUGGAACCCUCUUCUGUCUGCUAGGUGGAACCCUGGCCUAGCUAGGUGGAACCCUGGCCUAGCUAGGUGGAACCCUGGCCUCCAGUCCCAGCUGAUUGCUCAUGUGUUAAAUGGGGUGAGAUGAUGGGUGCUACCCUGCCGUCUGUUGAUUGAAGCUAUCGAUGUUCCCUAAGGGUGUGUAUGUGGUGCUAUAGAUCCCUGAAGCUCUGAUGCCACACAUGGCCGCGGGGUGGGGAGAAUGUCCUGGAACCUUCCUCUGUACACAGCCUUCUCUACGGGUUGUGGAGGGAAACCGGAGUGCACUCAGUUUCUAUUCGAUGCAUUUUGUGUCUCCAUAUAAGAGCUUAAAAAUCUGUGCUGCAGGUAAUACAAGGUUAUACUCAAGCCCACGUCUCUUGGCUGAUUCGGUCGCUUUGAUUAUUGUGUCUGUCCUCUGCUGGUGUUGCUGUGACAACUGUUAAAGCUCACUGCAGACAGCUGGAAUGGAGAGAAGCAGAGGAAGAGUGGGAGAGAGGACCUCACAAUGCCAAAAGAUUAUUCAUAACAAAGGGCAGAUUUAGCCAUCAGCCAGAAAUGGACACACAAUCCUCAGCCUCUGGUCUCGUCUAUUUUAAGAUUCCCUGACAGUGGAAUUCAUAUCCAGCCUAUUAGUGUACACAGAGCUCACAUCCACACAAUCAGGUUAGGGUUGAUACACAGUGUUAGUGAGGGACUGGAAGGGCACAGUUGUUUCAAUAGAGAUAUUACAAUUUUGAUAUCUGUGGAUGAGCCUUUAUUAUGAUGGUGGACCCAGCUGUACACUGUUACCAUGGAAUUAUCCCUCAUUAGGAUAUUUUUUGCUGAAGUAAUUUUGCCUGAAUAGCAGGUACAUUUCUAGUUGGGCAUGCUGCUCAGUUCCUGCCAAGCCCUGUUGACUUAGCUUUGAUAUCCACAGUGGAAGACUCAGGACAGGAGGGAGGACAGGAGAGGGGCAGCAACCACAUAGUGGUGACGAGAUGUUUGGAUUAGCCAUGUCUAAACCUACAGCCCCAUAAUCUUCCUCAAAUGGGUCUAAUCUUCCCUGCUGUCCUUUGGCUUCAUCCUGGAAACAGCCAAACAAUGCCAUGCCCCACACUGCCAUCUCCCCUUGAUUAGCCAGCAACAACUCCCUGUUUUACUGUGAUGAAGCCUGCAACACACCCUGCUCUACUGAAGCCAGCAACACACCCUGCUCUACUGAAGCCAGCAACACACCCUGCUCUACUGAAGCCAGCAACACACCCUGCUCUACUGAAGCCAGCAACACACCCUGCUCUACUGAAGCCAGCAACACACCCUGCUCUACUGAAGCCAGAAACACACCCUGGUCUACUGAAGCCAGCAACACACCCUGCUCUACUGAAGCCAGCAACACACCCUGCUCUACUGAAGCCAGCAACACACCCUGCUCUACUGUGAUGAAGCCAGCAACGCACCCUGCUCUACUGAAGCCAGCAACACACCCUGCUCUACUGAAGCCAGCAACACACCCUGCUCUACUGAAGCCAGCAACACACCCUGCUCUACUGAAGCCAGCAACACACCCUGCUCUACUGAAGCCAGCAACACACCCUGCUCUACUGAAGCCAGCAACACACCCUGCUCUACUGAAGCCAGCAACACACCCUGCUCUGCUGAAGCCAGCAACACACCCUGCUCUACUGAAGCCAGCAACACACCUUGCUCUACUGAAGCCAGCAACACACCCUGCUCUACUGUGAUGAAGCCAGCAACACACCCUGCUCUACUGUGAUGAAGCCAGCAACACACCCUGCUCUACUGUGAUGAAGCCAGCAACACACCCGGCUCUAAUGUUAUUAUGAAGGCUUUUCAGGUGCUCCAAGAUAUCACAUAGAAUAAAUGAACAAAGUCUUAACAGUUUAGCACAGAUGUCUUCCUCUCUAUGAAGAGGCAAAGACUAAACAGGCAGAAGGAAUAGUCUCACUAUGUUAGUGAUCCAUGAGUAAGCUACAUACACACACACCUUGAACAGCAUCUGUUAUAUUGGUUAUAUAAAACACCUCCUACAGCCCAAAAUACUCCGGUCCCCUAAAUGUCCUCCAACACUACAACACCCGCCUGGCUAAUCUAGGAGACAGAGAAGUGUAUGAUGGCUGUUGACAUCACCAAACUGGCAUACAGACAUCAAGUGUUCUUCCACAUUCUUGCCUGAGAUAACCCCCCAAGUUGAGAACACACGCUUACACAAACCCCCUUCUCACAUUCACCCUAACCCUAGAAAUAGCUAUAGCUGCAGAGUACUAAUACAGGGCAGUAUAGCUGCAGAGUAAUAAUACAGGGCAGCAGAGUUACUACAACUACUGUGGACAUGAAUGAGUUGUUUAGCCUCAGGAGGGUAACUGGUACAGGAAGUUACAGGAUGUCUCAAGCUAUAGUCUUUAUAAUAUAACAGACUUAUGUAGACCUAUGGGUAUUAUCUGCACUCCAACUAAGAAUGAUGAUCCAUGGUUCUCCAGGACUGGAUCAUGAGACCAUAGUUCUACAGGACUGGUCAUGAGGCCAUGGAACUCUUGCUAUAGGAGGGAACUGUAGAACAGUAGAACCAUGGAAAGUUACAGUCACAGUUCUAUUAUCAGUCCUGUAUGAGUGCAGCUCAAUAUCCAGGUCAAUAACCAGGUCAAUAUCCAGGUCACAUCGACCUCAUAGUUCACCAAAACAGUGACCUCAUCAAGGGACUAAUCGAUGGCUCAGGAUCGCAUCAUAGAAAAUCAUUGUACCUAGUUGUCUCUUUUGCCAUCAUAUGAUUAUCAUCAUAUUCAUCAUCAUAUUCAUCAUCAUAUUCAUCAUAUUCAUCAUAU